ACUGAGUGAAUGGGUAUUCGCGCUAUUCGCGCUGAAUAUAGCCUUUCCAUCAAGGAUGUGCUAAGUUCUGCCUGGAUACUACCGGCUCGCGAAUUCCGGGAAGGGAACGCGCGAUCGACCCCGUCACCGGGAAUAAACCCCGCGGAAGCAGGAUGCUGUUGCACAGGGUGACACCGUUGUUUCGCGGAAAGACCGUCGUUCUCAGGAAGACGGACACGCUAGUGUCCAAGUCCUUUCUCCGGUCGUCGAUCACCACGCCGUCCGGGGCGAUCCUACCCGAGCCGAAGAGGACGCCGUUCAGUUUCCUGGGUGUUGUCAGCAGUGUGAUAUUCGGCCUGUUGGUCGGUGCCACGAUCAGCAAGAAUGUGGCCAACUUCCUGGAAGAGAACGAUCUCUUCGUGCCCUCCGAUGACGACGACGACGAUGACGACGAUUAGCGACCAGCUGGCUUCAUUCCGUUGUGAUUGAUGAAAAUACUCAGCCCGUUAGAGGUUGCUCUUAAUACUAAUUGAGGAUUCAAGUUUGAAGUCGCAUUGACGCAAGGGCCAGUAAUUGCAUGAAAUUUGCAUAACAGUUGAAAGAAGAGGUGUCUCUUCGCUUGCACUCUACUUAGGUACCUUACUUACGCUUCAAUACCUGAGAUUAUGUAAAUUGUCAUAGAAAUAUUUAUUUAUACAAUUGUUGAGAGUUAAGUAGAACUUUUACAAAAUCUAUGUAUAUAUAUUAUAUCUAUAAAUAAAUUGUGUUAAAUACAA
Messenger RNA from Wasmannia auropunctata (little fire ant), 755 nucleotides. It is a transcript of the gene EMRE, whose product is annotated as protein EMRE homolog, mitochondrial. Gene Ontology annotation, biological process: mitochondrial calcium ion homeostasis; calcium import into the mitochondrion. The transcript has 2 exons. Bases 153 to 437 code for a protein of 94 amino acids. The record is from RefSeq and is a predicted model, not a curated record. Lineage: Eukaryota; Metazoa; Arthropoda; Insecta; Hymenoptera; Formicidae. Gene Ontology annotation, cellular component: uniplex complex; mitochondrial inner membrane.